GUUGAACCAAGUGCUCCAAGGCCCACUAGCGAUGAUAGACGUCCGACUUCUUGUACUUUUUCGAUUUAUCACAUUGAAAAGUCGACAUUCAGCCUUGCUGCUGCAUACAUAAUUUUGGUGCUGCUGCUAAGAAAGAUAACGUCUUUUCUUACUUCAGUCGCCAAGAUGAUGCGAGCUCCCCGCGCGCCGCCUCGUAGCGCGCUGGCACUUCUUCGAGCGCAGCAAAGUAGCGUCGUUCGACAGCAGUACAAUAUUAUUCAUAGCCGGAACCUCUCGAUCCUUCCCUGGCGACGGAAGCCACCAGUUCAACCGAUACCAGUAUACUUUGCAAAGCCAUCCCCAAAAGCAAAGAAUGGCUCAUUCGGCCGACGCCUCGGACGAACUGCAGUUACGAUCUUCAUAUAUUACAUGUGUCUACAGGUAUUCUUAUCAGUAGUCAUUGACCCGUUGCUCGACUGGGUCGAAGUAGAAUGGAGCGAAAUGUCCGAUAAGGAAAAGGAGGAGAUGGAGCGAGAAGCCGACGAACGAGCGCCGCUGCUGUUUCUCCCGUGUCCAUUCACCACGGAGGCCAUUGCGCAACCUCCGUAUAAGGGCUCCGAUCCCGAAUGGAAAGAAUUUCUCUCUGUCAACAAAGAUGCCGAGCUACAAGAUCGCAUGAAGGCCCAACUUGCCGAGCUGAUCCGCCGCAACAUUGAGAAGAACAGCACAUAUCACCGAAUUCUCGGCAGCAAUAAAAUUUCGAUAAACAAAUACUGGCUCGACAUUAUUUACCCUGUUCGACCGCCUCCUAUUUACCAUGUCUCCGGGCUGAUGCUGAUGGAAGACGGACUGUUCUGGGGACCGCAACCGAUGGAUGCCAUGGCUGCGGAAAGCCUGGACAAGGUGUUCUACCCAAAGGCCGUUGCCGUCGCAGCAUGGACACUGAUUAGCGUCCUGACGAAACAAACAGUCGCUGGUAUUAGCCACGCCCUGGGAAUGUCUUCCCCAGAAGAUGAGCGCGCUAUGUCGCCCAACGAGCAGCGCCGGUUUGACGCCUUCAAGGCCAAGCGAGAAGGUGUCUGGAAAUCAGCAUCGGAGGUUGUUGAUAAUGUUGUUCUACACACUACAUUUCAGACAAUGGCUGCCCUUCAGAAGAACUGGUCACAUACAAUGCACCCCCCUACCCGCGGGUGCAUCCGCGUCGAUGGCAUCGUCGAAGUCAAAGGACCUUCAGCCAUCAUGUCUGUUUGGGUUCUCGGCUGGUACGAUCCCAAGCAACGCAAGUACAUCAGCCUACAUACCCGCCUCAAACAUCUUAUCCCAAGAGUGCAGCGCCCAGCACGAAACUAACGAACCGAACUCCCCUUUUAACAUCUCUAUUUUUGUUCUUGUAUACUAGUCAUCAUUCUACCGGCGUUAUCAUGGACCGGGCACAUACAUAGUCACUUUUAGAUACCAAAGCUUGUAUUCAAUAUUCCAAAUAAUCCAAAAGUUUGUUAAAAAGUCCUAGUCUCUCCUUUCUCUACCGAAUUAAAAAAAAGUCAGUUGAUGUUUUACAAGCUGAUGAUAUAUAUGUAUUGGAUUCCAAUCAUUACGUCUUUAGUCUUCAUGCCACAAAGAACGCGGGCCUUCCUCAGCCCUUACCUAAACGCCAAUUGCGCCCGAAAUCAAUCUUGUUGCCCAACACUCUUCAGUUUUUCGCCAAGUUCACGUAGGCGGUAAAGACCUCCAGCUCGGCCUCAGGACCGCCUUCAACUCUCUCCUCUGCGGGGAUCGCAGCGAUGACGUGUGUCUCAAUUACGUUGACACCUGGGCGUAGCAUAACUUCAAACACGCGAUCCUGUUGGGUAUGGUCAGGGAAGGCGUGCGGUACUUGCUUAAGAAGCUGUUUGUCGAUGAGAACCCAUAGGGCAAAGUGGCGCUCCAUGAGAGCGUCAGGGAUACCGGGCGCAAUGAACACGCGGUUUACAUGGGAAGGCAGGUUGAUUGUGGCCGCUUGCUGCAUGUACUGGGCGUCUGGGAAUACAGAACCAACGAUAGGUUGGUCAGCAUAGAUGCUUUGAUGGGCACGCAGGUGUAGUCUGGUUAGAAGAGCAUCGUGGACACCUGAAAUAUCUUGUUAGCUAUGUGCUUGGAGAAGUUGGUUAGUCAUCGUUAAAACGUACCUUUGCCACCCUCACGCUGUCUGCGGUACUCGAGAGGGAUCUUGGGCACAGGGGGAGGUAGAGGAACUGGUGUCGCAGUUGCUUCUUCCGCCUGCUUAGCAGAGUCGGCUGGUGAUUCCCCCUCUGCAUGUCCGUUUGUUGGCGCCGGUGUUUCUCCAGGAGACUCAGUGCCAGGAGCUGCACUGAGUGUUGCUCUUCUUGAGCUGUCACCGGUUCGAAGUCGAAUUCUUGACGGCGCGGGAUCCGGCACAGCAGCUUGUGCUUUCUUCAACUGUGCGCGGAAGAUUUUCUGAAGAUAGGUUAGCGGGGAACUCCUCAAACACUCAGGUUAAACGUACCUCGAGCUCUCUAGCAAGCUCGUAAAUCUCACUGCCCUCCUCAUUAUAAAAGUAAGCAUUGUCCCAAAGGAGUUGAGAUCGUUCUUCAAAGGCAGCCCAGUUUUUGAAUUCAGACACUCCGGGCGUAUCAUGUCGACUUUGGGUUCCCUUGACAAUCUUUUGCAGCUUUCGAAGGGAAAGAGGGUCCGCAACAAUACGGUAGUAGUCCUUCAGAGCUCGAGGGGGCAAGUUGAUGAAUGGUUCAAAGUACGGGCCUUCGUAUUCGGGCUCUUGGUGGCGCAGCACCUCUUCAACGACCUUCUCCUGAGCACGUUGGAAGUUCAGGCUCUUGUAAGGAACAUUGAGAUAUUCCUGGUCGUUCUCCGAUUGGGCGGGCGCGGCUGGCUUGGGGCUAUUCAUGACGUCCGACUUGCGGGGACGGCCACGGCCGCGUUUUACUACAAUUGAUCGUCGACGAGAUGUGGGUUCCUCUUCUUCUUCCUCUUCUUCAUCAUCAUCUUCGUCCUCAGCCUCCUCCUGGUCGUCUUCGUCGUCCUCGUCAUCCUCAUCGUCGUUUUCCUCGUCGGGAUUACGGGGAGGCAACGGUGUCGGGGCUGCUUGGUAUCCGCGUCUGUUGUAAGCAGGGUUGUUCUUGGUCAUAUAGUUGCUCAACGUCUUGCGAAUUCGCUCUGCAUCGUCGAAGAUGGAUGAGGAUCGCGGGUAGAAUUCCUUGGCGUUUGAAAUCAUUCGCUUGAAGAAGCUCUCUAGUUCGGCAAGAUUUUUGAAGUCGCCGUUGUUGAGUUUUUCUUCGAUGAUUUCAAGAGACACGGGGAGUCGGGUUUUCUUGUAGUAGGCAGAGUUGCCUUCUCUGGGG
Messenger RNA from [Torrubiella] hemipterigena, 3335 nucleotides. The record is from the annotation of a GenBank genome assembly. Lineage: Eukaryota; Fungi; Ascomycota; Sordariomycetes; Hypocreales; Clavicipitaceae.